This is a messenger RNA of Doryrhamphus excisus (bluestripe pipefish), 7330 nucleotides long. RefSeq lists its product as uncharacterized. Gene Ontology annotation, molecular function: chromatin DNA binding; histone H3K27me2/H3K27me3 demethylase activity; RNA polymerase II cis-regulatory region sequence-specific DNA binding. Lineage: Eukaryota; Metazoa; Chordata; Actinopteri; Syngnathiformes; Syngnathidae. Gene Ontology annotation, cellular component: MLL3/4 complex. The record is from RefSeq and is a predicted model, not a curated record. Gene Ontology annotation, biological process: heart development; regulation of gene expression.
UGCUAGAGCACAAGUUCUGUUCUCGGAUUGGCUCGUUUCUCGUGAUUGGCAGCGUGUUUCCCCGCCCCCUCGGUCUUCUGUGUGAGGUCGAGGCUCAGCUAGUGGAGUGGAAACAGGAAGAGGAGUAGUGGGGGAGAAAAGAGACGGUGGAGAGGAUCGGGUGAGACAAGGUGGUGAGGAGUGAAAGGGAGGAAAAGGGGAGCAGAGAGGGGGUGUGUGGAACCAAAAGAAGGAAGCCAAACAAGAGACAGCGGAGAGCGAGCAUGUCUAUUUAAAGGGAGCGGAGACUGCACGGGCCUGUCGUUGCUAUUUUGGAUUGACUGACAGCGAGAGAUCAUCCCCUCCUUUCCACUCAUUUUUCACUGCAAGGCUGUUCCUGAUCUGGCCGUAGCAACGCUGCACAGCCAGCGUGGCUCCUCUGAGCUGGAGGCUGAUGAGGGAUGAAUGGAUGGCCAUCACUUUGGAAGAUCUACUCAUUCACAACCAGUCAGCCUCAGAGGCUGAAACAAAACGUUAGCACCGCCUCCAGACUCUCUUCUCCUCCGCUCCUUCUUUGUUGUGAAAGUGUGACGUGGAGGGCCCCCCGAAUACAGACCAAGACUGGCUGCAUGUAUCACCCGGCAGAGCUGUACUCUGGCCGUAAAACAUGGGACUCCUAUCCAGCUGGGGGACCUAACAGAGGACGAUGGGCUCCAGUGAACAGCCGACCUUGGAGCCAAACACAAAGAUCCCACAGAGGACACAAUCCACCCGAUCAUCCCAUCUCACCAUCAAGUCAUCCUUUCAGCAGGGGGGGGCGAACACUCCACUAUGGCCAAGACAAGGGUGCCUCUAAGGGGCACAGGCAGCAUGUUUGGGAUGGUAAGGAACAGCCAUUUGAAGCCCAGAACUGGCAUCACAACUCAAUGCGCUCCUUCCACAACCGUGCCGGCGCCAACAAUGGUUAUCUAACAAGGCCGGGACAGCGCUACCCAAACUGGGACAGCAAUGUCAGCAACUCUUUGCAUGGGAGUCCACGUCUGCAUCGCAACAACAGAGAACUCCAGCCCCCCCCGGAAAGAUGGGCUCCCUCAGACGUCCGUAGGAGUUUCCCAGGUCGGAUGGUCAAUAACAGACUUGAGCCUUGGAAGCGGCCGGCCCUUCAUCAGUGCCAGGAUGAAAUGCACCAGCACAGAGCAACGCCGCAGCACCAUUCAUCUACGAGGGAGGAGUGUCCGGCCAAGAGGAGCCGUGACUCUGGUCCUGAUCAGUCAUGUCAUUCUGGACCAAGGCAUUUAGUUGCCCGCCCGCCGUCACCCCCUCGCCACCAUCGUAACCAAGAUGACUGGAAACCCCCUCAUGACAGGACAGGCCCUUGCCACCUCUCUGAUCACCGGACCUCAGCACCACAGCAACAGGAGAACUCCAAGUCGAGAGUUGGAGGAUAUAGUUUUUGCAGCAGCGACCCAGCAUCCCGUAACCAGGGUUGCAGCAGCAGAGGUUCGCAUCUUGGGAACAGCGGGAAGAGUUAUCGAAAAACGUCAUCACCAGCAGAACACACCCGUGUGCCUUACAGCCACCAAAACCCUCAUCACCACCGUCAGCGGCACACACGCCACCUCAGAGCUGAGCAGCACAAACCUCUGCCACACCACCUGGAGGAGGAGCAGGAGGAGGAGCAGAAUCAUCUCCACAAGCAAAGCACAGAACCUCAGUGUCCUCAUCCAAGAGGCGUUUCAAGAGAUGCCCCCUCCUGGUCGUCUGCAGCAGCAUCUUCUCAUCCAUCGCUCCGUCUGAAAGCUCCUGCUCACAGUCCACGUCUUAGCCCUCCAUCACACACAGCAGCCAGCGCGAGCAGACAUUGUAGCCCAAUCCUCAGUGGACCACCCAAAGUCCAGGGCAGCCCCGCCCACAAAGCAAGAGCCACAUCUUGUACAUCCUCAGCUCGUGCAAAGUCCAGGUUUUCAGAUGUCAAACACAAGAAGACCUCACAACCUCACUUCUCGCCCCCCCACGGCAGCUCCAGGGCAAACAAGCCCGACAUGGAGUCAGACGCCCGCAGUAAACGUCAGGAGAAGCUGGUGAAAAGGGAGAGAAGGGGCGAUGUCGAAAAGGCAAACCACAGGGAUGAAGGCAGAAAAAAACGAAAGAAAAAAGAGGAACGCAAAUUAGGUGACAGAAAAACGAAAAGGGAGAAGUCAAGGAGGAAAGAAAAGAAGACAGGCCUGAAAGCGAAAACAACAGAGACUGUUUCCGACUCUCAUCCCAGCUGCACUUCUUCACAGCUGCUUCCCAAAAAGACUCCUGGCGAGGACCAGCAAGUCGGUUUUCUCCCCACAAGCAAGAUGCCCUCCGCUGUCUCAUCUCAAUCUGAACCCAAAGCAAAACCUCAACGUGCACUGCCUUCUACUCUACAUGAAGCCUUAGAACCCCUCAGUGCAGCAUGUUCUGCCCCGGACCUCCAGCCUGUGGGCGUGAUGGGAAGCGUGCGGGAAGCCGGGGACAACCUUGCAAACACGCCUCCUGUGCUCAGCUGGCAGGGCUCACCGGUGUCAGACGUGGGAGAGGAUGAGGAGGAGCUUGGAAAAGGAGUGAUAAGCCGACCCGUCCUCCAGCCCAGUCCGACCCAGUGCUUUUCCCCUCCCCCCUUAGAAGACGAGAACGUUUAUGACGUCAAUAAGGAGCCUGCUGAAAGCCAACUCUCUGAUCCAUCAAGUACAAACAAACAAGAUCUUGGAGAUGAGAAGAAGGCGGAACGUCCGGAGAAUUCCAGCGUUCGACAUCGCGAUCUCCACCAUAAAGCAGGCCUGGAGGACGUUUUCAAAAGCCUGGCCACCUUUCUCGGUGGUCAGAGGGCCACAUGCCGAGGCGGCCCCUUUGGGGGGUCUCCUCCUUGCACUGCCAGCGGGGUCAAGUUGGCUUCGGCUCUCGCUCUGGGACCAGACAUUACCUGCCACCAGCAUCAGGACUCUGGCCUCAAGUCAGAUCCUCAAUCACACGGCGUGACAAAUCAGCGUGAGGCCGUCACAGACCCUGCUACGCUCACCAUGAAGGAGCCUGAGGGUGGCGUUGAAGAUAGGCAAGAGGGGAAGGAUGCAGAUGUCCUUCCAGAGAGAGGAGAUCCUCUUCUGGACCACUCACUUAGUGCAGAGCUGAGACUGACCACCACGCACACCACCUCAUUGAGCCACCUCCUUGUCGUCGCCAGCAAGGACGAGGAGCUGAAGCAUGGGGAGGCCGACCUCAGGGUCAUGGAGAAAAGAAGAAAGCAAAAGGCUAAGGACGGCAGCAAGGUCAAAAUGAAGACCAAGAAAGUUCCCUCCAGAAAUACACCCAAACAGAAACACAAAUCCUUGCAGAGAAAUGGUGUGAAACAUGAAAAAACCAACGUAAAGAUUGUCCUUAACAAUGAAGAAGAUGUCCGUGUGCUGGAAGGUGCUGUUUCAUCAGCGACUGGAAACUCGAAAACUAAGACCUCCAGCUCGCUCUCAACUCUUACAGUUACUCCAUCCAAAGUGUUCUCGAGCACACCAGCCAGGAGAUCUCCUAGUCCAGCAGCUGCUGCCAACCCCUUGAAGCUCAAGGCCUUGUCCAUGGGCUUCACCAAGGAGCUGAAGGUCCUCUUAGUGAAGAUGAAGCUUGACGCCGGGCGCACGUUUAAGAUAGCGGAAGUCGAGGAGCAGCAAAUCCCGCUUUCUCAGAUCAGCAUUCAAAACACAGCUUCUCAAGUAGUAGGAGCUUGCAAGGGAGCAAAGCUUAAGGAGAAGUUCAAGGAAUCAUACCUGCUUCCUUCCCUGUCAGUCAAACCCAACAUUGCCAGUCAGACGCUGAUUCCUCGAGAAAAGCUCAACCCCCCCACACCAAGCAUCUACUUGGAAAGCAAGCGGGACGCCUUCUCACCAGUUCUGCUUCAGUUCUGCACCGAUCCCAAAAAUGCUGUGACUGUCAUCAGAGGUCUUGCUGGUUCCCUCCGCCUCAACCUGGGCCUGUUUUCUACGAAGUCCCUGGUGGAGGCCAAUUCAGACCAUGCUGUGGAGGUGAGGACUCAGGUCCAGCAGCCCGCCGAUGAAAACUGGGAUUCCCGUGGCUCAACUCAGACGUGGCCCUGCGAGAGCAGCCGCUCGCACACCACCAUUGCCAAAUACGCUCAGUACCAAGCCUCCAGCUUCCAGGAGAGCCUGCAGGAGGAGAAAGAGAGUGAGAACGAAGAGGAAGAAGAGCAAGACAAGGGUUUGGACACCUCAAAAUCCCGUGAGACAUCGGACAGCAGCAAAGGCAGUCCGGCUUCGACUGCCAUUAAAGCCACACCGGAUCUCCUAACCAGCAAAGCCGCCACCGUCUUCACAUCCAGCUCGGAACUGAAGGCUGUUGGCAAGAUAAUCAAAUUUGGGACCAACAUCGAUCUCUCAGACCCUAAACGGUGGAAGCCUCAGCUGCAGGAGCUGCUCAAGCUGCCGGCGUUCAUGCGUGUGGAGUCCAGCAACAACAUGCUCAGCCACGUUGGGCACACGAUCCUGGGCAUGAACACCGUCCAGCUCUACAUGAAGGUGCCAGGCAGCAGGACACCAGGUCACCAGGAGAACAACAACUUCUGCUCGGUCAACAUCAACAUCGGGCCGGGGGACUGUGAGUGGUUUGCGGUGCACGAACACUACUGGGAGGCCAUCAACAAAUUCUGUGAGAAGCAUGGAGUAGAUUACCUGACCGGGUCCUGGUGGCCUGUCCUGGAAGACCUCUACAGCUCCAACAUCCCUGUGUACCGUUUCAUUCAGAGACCGGGUGAUUUAGUGUGGAUCAAUGCCGGUACCGUCCAUUGGGUCCAAGCGGUGGGCUGGUGCAACAACAUCGCCUGGAAUGUGGGGCCGCUGAAUUCAUACCAGUAUCAACUCGCCCUGGAGCGAUUUGAGUGGAACGAGCUGAAGAAGGUGAAGUCAAUUGUUCCCAUGAUCCACGUUUCUUGGAAUGUGGCUCGCACCAUCAAAAUCACCGACCACGACACCUUCCAGAUGAUUAAACACUGCCUCAUGCAGUCCAUCAAGCACAUCCAGAUUCUUCGAGAACGGCUGGUGGCUUCGGGGAAGAGGAUCUCUUACCAGAGCCGUGUCAAGGAUGAGCCUGCUUAUUACUGCAACGAGUGCGACGUGGAGGUGUUUGACGUGCUGUUCGUGACCAGCGAGAACAGCAGCAAGAAGAGCUACGUGGUUCACUGCGAGGACUGCGCUCGAGCGAAGAGCCCAUCGCUGGCAGGCGUGGUGGUGCUGGAACAAUAUCGAAUGGAGGACCUGAUGAAAACAUACGACAGCUUCACACUGGCGCCCUCAGCCUGUCCCAAAUGAGGACGUCUCCUUGAGGUCUUUCAGCCACAACCAAAACUAACGGCAGCACAAAUGUUGCCUUCAAGGCAAUCCGUUCCUGCAGUCAACGUUUACUCUGUUGUUUACAUCUCUCAAUAAGGCAUGGAUGUCCUCAGCCAAUCCGAGUACAGCUCACUGUCUUCCCCAUACCAGCUGCUGAUUGGACGUGUGCGUAUUGAAAUAAUAGAAUGACUAAACUGGUAAUUGUCACGGAGAGCAUUUUGGGAUGGAGAGAACAAACACUGAAAAGCAGGUGAUAUACUGUACGUACCUUCAACGGACACUGCUGUGAUUCACAAGCGUCAAGUAGCCAAUUUCUCUAUCAAUUCAGGUACUUUUAUGCAAAUUGACUUUUGUACACCAAUCUAGUUAUUCUAUGUGUCCAUGAAUUUGCUGUGAUUCUAUUGUACCAGCAGGGGGAACCGUAGCUGAUUGUCACAUUUGCUUCAUAUCGAUACUGUAUUGAUCGCUGAUUUGCAGCCGGACACGUGUUACUCAUGCCUGUAACUCUCGGAGGUGCUAUUCAAUCGUAUUUAUUCUCGUCACAUCAUCGAAAACGUUGUACCAGCCUAGACGUACACCACGUUGGCCUUGUGAACUGAUGGACUUACGAGUGUAAACCUACGCAAAUGUGUUUCUUUAACAAGGUUAGCCGUUUCUAAAAUACGGGUUUAUUAGGGACUGACACCGAAUCAAAUGCGGUGGGCGUGGGCUCUCUGUGACACGCCCACUCAAGCGUGGCGUUGAUUUUUCUACUUCAUGUCUUUGGAACGGGAGCGGAAUCCCAGUUUUAUACCUCUCUUGCGUUGCUGGUUUUUAGACGACAUGAAAAGAAGAACCUGUACAUCGUCAAUGACCAACGGUCCAAUGAGAAAGUGGCGUGCAUAGAUGGGAGUGCAAAGGGGGGGGCGUCACCUUUUUAUUGCAUGUUGUAUAUGGUACGCUCCGAGACCGUAGCCGCCCAUGUGAGGACAGCCGUACCUCGGCACCUUGGAGGGAAUCCUGUACAUCCAAUCAAUCCGUCCCGGAAUGACAUGAAACUAAAUACAUUUUAUAGAGAAUAAUUCUACUUUCAUGUGCAAAAAAAACAAUACUAAAUUAUUCUAAAAGACCAGCCAAGGGUGUACCCCGCCUCUUGGCCAAAGUAGGCUGGGAUAGGCUCCAGCACAAGGAUGGAUGGAUGGAUUGGUGUACGCAUGGAUGGAUGCAUGGGUGUACGCAUGAAUGGACUGAUGGAUGGAUGGAUGGAUGAUGGAAGGGUGGAUGGAUGAAUGGACGGGUGGAUGGAUGAAUGGAUGGACAGAUGAACAGAUGAAUGGAUGGACGGAUGGACGGACGGACAGAUGGGUGGAUGGAUGGGUGUACGCAUGGAUGGAUGGAUGGAUGGAUGAUGGAAGGAUGGAUGGACGGGUGGACGGAUGAAUGGAUGGACAAAUGGACAGCUGGAUGGGUGGAUGGACAGCUGGAUGGACGGACGGAUGGAUGGAUGCAUGGACAGACAGAAGGAUGGGUGGGUGGAUGGAUCGAUGGAUGGAUGGACGGAUGGAUGGAUGGAUGGACGGACGGACAGAUGGGUGGAUGGAUGGGUGUACGCAUGGAUGGAUGGAUGGAUGGAUGAUGGAAGGAUGGAUGGACGGGUCGACGGAUGAAUGGAUGGACAAAUGGACAGCUGGAUGGGUGGAUGGACAGCUGGAUGGACGGACGGAUGGAUGGAUGCAUGGACAGACAGAAGGAUGGGUGGGUGGAUGGAUCGAUGGAUGGAUGGGUGGGUGGACGGAUGGAUGGAUGGAUGAAUGAAUGAAUGGAAGGAUGGAUGGAUGGAUGAAUGAAUGGAAGGAUGGAUGGAUGAAUAGAUGAAUGGAUUCAUGCCGGAUUUGGAAGUUUGCGACUUUGUUGGGAAAAUAAGCUUUCGAGGAGCGUUGCAGCCCUCGUCCGAGACGGUCCUGGGUCCCGGGACCCUGUUGUGCAACAUGAGACUGCCCCCCCCCCCCCCCCCC